This is a messenger RNA of Glycine soja, 552 nucleotides long. RefSeq lists its product as uncharacterized. Lineage: Eukaryota; Viridiplantae; Streptophyta; Magnoliopsida; Fabales; Fabaceae. The record is from RefSeq and is a predicted model, not a curated record. The transcript has a single exon. Bases 1 to 552 code for a protein of 183 amino acids.
AUGGCCGAUCAACCCAAAUUCCAUCCUGCUUUGACUAUCACCAAUGUUAAGUCCCUCAUUCCCAUAACGUUGGAUGCGGAGCAUGGCAUGUAUCACUCUUGGGCGGCUUUAUUCAAGGUCCCUAUUAGGGUUCAUGAUUUACAUCACCACAUCAUCUCUCCUACGGAGGCACAUGAGGUAGCCGCCUAUGCCGCAUCCAAAGCCGUAGACCCUGCUCUAUGGAAGCGACUCGAUGCCGCGGUGCUUCAAUGGAUAUACGGGACUAUAUCCACCGAUCUCCUUCACGCUAUCUUGCUUAAAGAUGACACAGCUCAAGGGGCGUGGGCUCGUCUCGAAUCUAUGUUUCAGGACAACAAGGCUUCUCGGGCUACUCAUCUUGAAGAGGAACUUGCGGACCUUAAUUUUGAGAAUUUUUCGUCGAUUGAUAGCUAUUGUAAUCACAUCAAGUCGUUGGUUGAUCAACUUGCCGAUGUUGAUGCCCCUCUCACCAACACAGCAGAUUGGUUCUCAAACUCACGACAAGGCUACCUGAGGCCUAUGCCGGGACGGUAG